AUGGUUUCCGUGUAUCCCGAUGUGCCCAUGUCUACUAAAAGCAAGACUAAAUCCCAAAAAUCCAAACCAGGCAACAAAAGAAAUUCAGAGUCGGACUCAUUCACAAAACAGGAUACUGUUGAUACUGAUGAACAAGACGAUCUGAGCAAAGUCUAUCAUUUGAUUGACUCGUUAAGUCGGGCUGUACUUGACAAAGCCUCGUGGGAAAACGAUGUUGUAAAUAUCGAAACUAUGGAAGCAUCUGCCACAGGUGAAGAUGAUCUUGCUGUUUACAUCAACUGGAAAAAUGGCAAAAAGACGGUUGUAUCCAGUAAAGUAGCCAAUACCAAAUGCCCACAAAAGAUUAUCAAAUUUUACGAAAAUCAUAUCAAGUUUGGAUAA
This is a messenger RNA of Batrachochytrium dendrobatidis JAM81, 381 nucleotides long. RefSeq lists its product as uncharacterized. The record is from RefSeq and is a predicted model, not a curated record. Gene Ontology annotation, cellular component: nucleus. The transcript is spliced from 4 exons. The coding region runs from base 1 to 381 and encodes 126 amino acids. NCBI's taxonomy places the organism in Eukaryota, Fungi, Chytridiomycota, Chytridiomycetes, Rhizophydiales.